Molecule: messenger RNA, 1697 nt
Organism: Gigantopelta aegis
Lineage: Eukaryota; Metazoa; Mollusca; Gastropoda; Neomphalida; Peltospiridae
Product: perilipin-2-like
Exons: 10
Coding region: 150-1412 (420 amino acids)
Biological process (GO): lipid storage; positive regulation of triglyceride storage
Cellular component (GO): cytosol; lipid droplet
Source: RefSeq, a predicted model, not a curated record
UGAUCACUUGCGCGUGGACUUUGAUCUGGACAACAUGAGGUUAUAAAUAGACUGGCAGUGUUUCGACGCUGCGCACUGAUACUAAAUUGGUCAGCUGUCAAAUUGGGGUCGUGUUUACCGGAGUGAGAAAGAGUUGGCGGUGUGAUCCUAUGUAUCGGCAGAGUCUUACUGCACAGAACACCAAGAUGGUUGAGGAUCAGUUCUUGACUCGGUUGGGAAGCUUGCCCGCAGUAAACUCAGCAUGGACCAAUGCUUUGACCAUAUACCAGAGAACCAAGGAGUGGAACGGUCUGGUGCGCAUGGUGCUGAAUCUGGCAGAAACCAGUGUGAUAACAGUUGCCGGAACUGCCAAGCCUUUGGUUGAUAGAUUGCAGCCACAGAUUAACAGGGUGAAUAUCCUCGCCUGUGAACAGUUGGCCAAACUGGAAGAAAAGUACCCAGCUAUCACACAUCCAACAGAUCAGCUUGUGCAGGAGGGUAAGGAUGCAUACGUGUCCAUGCUAAAGCCUGUGACAGAUCGGGUCAGUGCUGCUAGAGACUACAGCACCAGUGCCUAUACAGGCGUGGUGAACACUGGAUUACAGAAGGUGGGUCAGGUGAGAAAGCUGGGUUCGGAUGCCUUGUCUGGAGUGAUGGUCUACGGUGAUACCCUGUUUACCAAAACAUUCAGCACGCCGUAUGGUCAGUACUUGGUCCAAGGUUUUGACGGACUCCUGUCCAUCUCGGAGCUCUAUGUGGACAAGUAUCUUCCUGCCGAUCCAGCAGAUGAAAAGGACCAGGACAAGCCACCUGCGAAGAACCCGAUUAUCAGAGCCGGCAACCUGAGUGUGAAACUUCGUCACCGCCUGUACAAUCUGUCUGUGAAAGAACUUCAGGUGGUACGGACCACAGCUGUUGACUUGUUGACCAGACUGAACAGCACCAUCAAUGUGGUUGAUUUUGUUAAAACAAACUUUGAGUUUGCGAAGCAUCAGGUUACUGGAACGGUCAUGUUGGUACAUGACAGACUUGUGGAAACAUGGAACAAAAUAGUCAGUGGAGAGAUUGAUCCAGAAUCUCAGAACUUUGAAGAUCAAACAAUCCUGUUUGCUCGCCGAAUGGCUCACCAAUUGCAGUGCACUGUUAUGGCCGUGACCCUGUUUCUUACAAGCCAAUCAAAUCACUUGGUGAAACGACUGAGAAAUGGGAAACAAUAUGCUGUUGGGUUUUUUCAUGUCUUCACAAAGGAGAAGAACUAUGAGGAGAUUCCAUCCUGGCUUCUCGGUCAGACAAGGGAGAGAAUUGCGUACGUUCAGGAGGCUCUGAGUCUGGUGACGGAGUAUCUCCUGUCGACCCCUCUUAACUGGCUGGUGUCGAUGUCCAAAAUGUCAGGGAAGGUAAAUUUGGAAGUGUCUGAGAAAGCCAGGCAGUGAAGAUGUCUGGUCACAACUAGUGUCAGCCAGAUACAUCAUUAUUGUGCGGAACUUAAUGAAAGUGCUAAAAUUUGUAAUCUUCUUUUAAGAAUAUACAAAUAGUUUUCUUCUGUUGUGGUUUUGUGUUAUGUUGUCAGCAGUUCUGAGUGACUAUAUAAAAACCAUUGUAAAAGCAUACUUCUGUGGUAAAUACUUGUCUACAUUGUUUGCUAAAACCUAUGUAAAUCUAUACAUUUUCUUUUGUGCAUGAGUGAUGUUUGUAAAUAAAAUGUUGCCAGCAUAAAA